Molecule: messenger RNA, 2304 nt
Organism: Fundulus heteroclitus (mummichog)
Lineage: Eukaryota; Metazoa; Chordata; Actinopteri; Cyprinodontiformes; Fundulidae
Product: torsin-1A-interacting protein 2
Exons: 9
Coding region: 141-1754 (537 amino acids)
Biological process (GO): membrane organization
Cellular component (GO): membrane
Molecular function (GO): ATPase activator activity
Source: RefSeq, a predicted model, not a curated record
GAACGGGCUUCCGCUCUGGAAACAAAGACUCUGGGCUGAAGGUUCCGCUGUGGAAUUGAAAGCUCCUAGAAAAGGGCGCUUCAUAUUAUCCACGGAGAAGUUAUCGGUGAUGGCAUUUUCAUGACCUGCGAUCCAGAGACAUGGAAGAGACAGCGAAACAUGGCUGUGAGCAGCCAGAUGCCCCUGCACAAACCACGGUUCAGCUGCUAGGAGAAGACCUUACCGGGAAUGAAACGGAACAAAAACCAGCAACUUCACAAACACCGGGCAGCAAGGAAGAGUUUGCCGUAGCUAAGGUUAAAGCCGGAUUAAAUGAAGAAACCCCAGCCACUGAAGCCACAGACAGUGAUGCAGGAGAAGCAUUCAAAGAACAGGCGCAAAAGGCCUCACCGCAGGAACAGUCCAAUGAACAAAGACAGGAUGUUGAGUCCUUUGGUCGUUCCCCUAAAGAGGCUGCUAACGCCAAUGUUUCAGAAUAUACUGAAAACCGCGAAGAUCUCAAACAGCUUGGGUGUGAGAAGAAACCAGGUGAUUGUGGCUCAGAUGGAGAUCAAAGAGCUUCGGGAGAUGCAAAGUCAGAAAAAGUCGGUCUCUCACUGACAACGAACAUGAAAAUCGUUCACCAAGCCGAUGAUGAACAACGUGACGAUUCUAAAGGGGACACAUCGGAACACGUGAAGCCAGUUGCCACAACACCUGACGGACAUCCCAGUCAAAGUGUGACAUCAGAUGCAGAUUUAGAUAUUCAAAACAAAAAUCCUGGACAACCAGCAAAUGAGGCAAAUAAUGCAGCACCUGAUGAUCAUUUCAGUCCAAGUGAGACAACAGGUGUGCUGAGAGCCUCAGAAAUGAUGGAAGAGGAACAUCGGAAAGAAGAGAUAGAAAAACAAAAUAAAACGAUGAGCAGAGAUGAUGUUGAAACCAUCGGUCCUGCCACCACACAGGCUGAGCCGUCAGACGAAACCGCCGUCUUUGGAGGAGGUAGAAUAUGGGUGGCAGUGGCAGUGGCUGUAGCGGCACUCGCUGUUGCUGUUGCCAUCUUGUGGCCCAACCUCUUCCAAUCUAAAGCUCCACCUCCGACGGCUGACUUGCGACAAGUCGACGUCUUCCUCAAGCAGAUGGAAAAGGUAAAAACGAGGUUUCCCAGUCAGCGUGCCGAGCUCUGGAGCAGGAGUGAAAUCCACCUGAAGAGGCACCUCCUGACCAGCCAGCCCACAGAGCCGGUCAGCCUGAUCCUGACGUCGGGCCUCAGGGCAGAAAGGACAAUGCGCUGCCUGGCCCAGGACGUGGCCUCCGCCUUCUCCGCCGCCCGCAACGCCUCCGUCCUGCACAUCGACGGCGCCAGCAAAGCCGGCCAGGACAGCGACCAGGUCAAGCUGGACAUUGACAGAAAGCUGGUGGGAGCUUUCGAGGGCGACAAGCCAGUGGCCGUGAUCCACCGCCUGGAAGAGCUGCCGCCGGGCGCCACGCUCAUUUUCUACCGCUACUGCGACCACGAGAACGCCGCCUACAAGAAGACCUUUCUGAUCUUCACGGUGCUGCUGGGCGACGAAGAGGAGAUCCCAGCCGAGAUGCGCCUGAGCGUCGUGGAGGAGAUGGUGGACGACCACCUGCAGAAGAGGUUUCUGUCCCACGGCCACCCGGUUUCCUUCGACAGGAUGGAUCUCAACAAGUACGGCGGCCUGUGGAGCCGCAUCUCUCACCUCAUCCUGCCGGUGGCGGCAGAGGAAAGAAUCGAACGCGAAGGCUGCUAGAGGACUCGGGUCCGAGUGCUAAAUCAGCACGACUGAUACCUCUUACUGGGAUAUUUGCUCUGGUGCUCUUAGCAGUAGUUUUAAAGAUCCAAAUGUUUCUUAUAAGAAUUUUAUUGACACUCAGUCGCAUCGAUAUUAGGGCUCUAGGAAGUGGGACCUCUGUAAGAAUUUCGUUCUUUAUGUUGAAAUCUUUGGCAAAAAGGCUGAUGCACUUUAUUCUUUUAAUCCUUUGAAUAAAUUAUAGGUGGAUGGAAAAUAUUUGGAUGUUGCUGCGGUUUGACUUUUAACUUCUUUUAAAGACACUCGGUGUAAGUCUUAAUUUAUCUUUGCAUCUCUAUCACAAAACUGUUGGCUGGCUGAGCUUUUUCAGGCAUCACAACAAAAGGUUCAUCCUUUUUUUUUUAUUCUGCUGUGACUCAAGCCUGAAUGGCACCAUGUGCCUUAAGGUUAGCCUCUAAUGUAAUUUCUGUUGUCUAUUCUGGAUAUAAACAAAUAAGUAUGAUUUAAAUGUGCCUUAAAAUACAAAUAAAACCAUAUUUUAAAUUUUAAA